Molecule: messenger RNA, 960 nt
Organism: Phytomonas sp. Hart1
Lineage: Eukaryota; Euglenozoa; Kinetoplastea; Trypanosomatida; Trypanosomatidae
Source: the annotation of a GenBank genome assembly
AUGCCGCCUAAGAUGCCCAAUUUGAGGUUUAAACCCAAACUCGUGGCAAAAAGCAGGCCGCAAACCCCUCAAGACUCCUCUCGCGAAGAGCUCACCCUUCUCCAGCUCGAGCGUCUAAAGCAGGAACAACAACAACAACAACACACCCAACCCCCUCCGUUGGAUGCCCCGGGGGCCUCCCCGCAGGACCCGGCGGGGCCAACUUCGCGCCGUGACCCCUCCUUGUCCGCACGCCCCCCCACGACAGCGAAUCAUCCGGAAACGAUCGCCGCGUAUCGUGAAAAGGCAACAAUUGGAAAAGACGCGCUUUGCCGACAGGCGAAUAUCGCGUCCUAUCCAGAUCGCGCCGAGACGUUUGAGGCGAAUACGGUGUAUUCGAUUUUAACGACCCCAGGCGAUGCGUUUAAUCGCGUGAUCUGCCCGGUUCCUUUACAAUUACCCGAAAAAGAAAAUGAGGAGGGGCAGCCGCAAGCGCCUCCUGCUACCGCGCUCUUCGACGGAACCGCAUUUUUGCGCGAAGGCGAUAACGAAUUAGCGCGCGCCCAUCGCGCGAACCUGCGAUUUUACCAAAAAAGCUUAUCCAAGGAAGCCGCGCUGGAUGUUAAAAACGAAGAAAAGGACGAAUACGAGAUCGGAAAGUCUUCUACCGAAAAGGAGGAGGGCCCCUUGGUGUACAUGCAGCUGCCUCGAUUUUUUGAUAAUCCGAAGUUCACUUUAGCAAAUCUCUCGCCAGGGAAAGUGGGGGAGCUGAAAGUGUUUAAGAAUGGACGUAUGGUGAUAGAUAUCGCGGGGGUUUAUUACGAUGUGUGGGCGGAAGAAAGGGAGGAAGGGAUUCAUUCGACGGUUGCCAUUACGCAACCGUCGUCUGAUCCGUUGGAUGCGAAUUGCAAGCCGAGCUGCUUUGAGGUUGGGAGCCUGGCGAUGAAGAUGGUUUGCACGCCGGCCGUUGAGGAGGACUAA